Parastagonospora nodorum SN15 is the source of this 1686-nucleotide messenger RNA. RefSeq lists its product as hypothetical. Gene Ontology annotation, cellular component: Golgi apparatus. The transcript is spliced from 3 exons. Gene Ontology annotation, molecular function: antiporter activity. The coding region runs from base 1 to 1365 and encodes 454 amino acids. Lineage: Eukaryota; Fungi; Ascomycota; Dothideomycetes; Pleosporales; Phaeosphaeriaceae. The record is from RefSeq and is a predicted model, not a curated record.
AUGCUGGGGGCUGUGCUUACUGCUCGGGGUGGCGCCGAGUCGAUGCGAUGCGGACCCGCGUGCCGCAAUGAUGAUGAGCUUGAGGGCUGCAAGCUGCAAAGACAACUUUGCAGAUGCAUGAAGGUUGCAAUGUCUAGCCCAGAGGCUAUCCGCAACGAAAUGAAGCACUGCAGCCCUGCACGCCAGGGUGGACGGUCGCGGCGGGCUGUGGCUAAAAUUAAAGCGACUGCAGCGUGGCGCUACCCGCCCAGUGAUUGGACCCUGCACGCUUCUGCCCUUUCGUUCCAACUGGGCUCGCUGACACCCCUUCUUGGCGGCCGGCGCGCACUGACAGCGACAACAGUGGAGAAACGCCCCUCAACCGACGGCCUCGUCGACAACAUCGAUCCCCGCGAGUCCCACGAGCUGGAAGAGCUGCCAUACGUCGAGAAGCCCGCGACCACCGAGCAACCGCCGCUGCCCCUCAAGGAAAAGCUGAUAACGUGCUUCUGGAUCGCGCUCAACACCCUGUCCACCCUGGGGCUGAUCUUCCUCAGCAAGAAAGUCUUCAGCGAUGCGCAAAUCAAAAAGUGCCAGCUCAUGGUCGUCAUGUGGCAUUUCACAGCGACCGGCCUCGUCCUCUUCAUCUCCACCCUCGGUCCCUUCCGCGCCUUCAAGGCUGUGCGCCUUAACUGGCUGCACAUGCUGCCCGUCUGCGGCUUCUUCGCCGGCUACGUCGUCCUCGGAAACCUGUCCCUGACCUUCAACUCGAUUGGUUUCUACCAACUGUCCAAGGUCAUGACCACCCCAACCGUCGUGCUUAUCAACUUCGUCAUGUUCCGCAAGCAAGUUACCCGCUACAUGCUCGCAGCCAUCAUUGCGACCUGCAUCGGAGUGUCCUUCACCAUCAACGAGACCGCCAAGACGCAGCUUUUCGGCGUCAUUGUCGCGACCAUGGCCUUCUGCUCCACCGCCCUCUACCAGAUCUGGAUCGGCAAGAAGAUCGAAGACUUUGCCGUCUCCCCGCCCCAGCUCCUGCUCAACCAAGCCCCCAUCUCCGUCUGCCUGCUCAUCCCCUUCGUCCCCUUCUUCGACACCAUCCCGAACCUUUCCGAAGUCCCCUCGACGAUUCUCUGGAGUGCAUGUGCGUCGGGUAUCAUGGCCUCCAUGUACAACUUGUCGCAGUUCUUGAUCAUCGGACGCACCAGCGCCCUGACUUUCAACAUCGUCAGUCACUUGAAGACCAUCCUCAUCCUGAGCAUUGGCUGGUACAGCGAGGGCAAGAUCCUCAGCCCAAGGGAGUGGUUCGGCGUGCUCUUGGCCCUCGGCGGAGGAUGGGUGUACUCCCACCUUGCGCUCAAGGCAAAGAAGCAGGGCGGCAAAUAGACACUUUCUCCGAAUCACGAGUGGGAUUCUGUUGUACGAUGUGCAUUGGGCCGGAGCUAACUGGCCUUUCCUUUUGUCCCUUCUUUUUAAGCGCAGAGCGAGCGGAAUUGGAUGAAUAGCACCAUCUUUACAAAAAACAACGGCUGUGUUCUUUUUUUAACGAUAGACAUGUGGGAUUGGGGAUAUCGAUACACUUUUCUUCUUCUUUUCUCUGUAGGGUGUAUUUGGGUGUUGGGUAAGAGGGAGGGAGGGAGAGAGUGAUUAAGAGCCUUCUUUCACACAAGGCACAUUCGAGAACCGAAUACAACGGGUAAUUAUCAA